CAGAGCAGCAGUGAUACACUGAGGAGGAAAUAUCUGUCCCCGUGCUUUCCUUGGGGUGGAGGCGUCUCCUGCACCAGCACUUGAAAACUUUGCUGUGGUUUGGUGUUUCCAUGGUUUCUUAUAUUUUGGUAUAAAUUCCAUGAUAUGUGGAUGUAAUUACGACUAAGAAAUUAUGAGUGGGGACAGCAAGAGUAGACAUUUCUCAGACAGCCUGGUCCUAGACGAUUCUGAGAAUGGAGUCGUCAUCACCGGAAUCACAGAUGACACAAUCGCUGCAAAGAGUGGCCUACAAGCUGGAGAUGAGAUUGUUGCAGCCACAAUACACCUAGACCACCUCAACAAAAAUGAGGUGCUUAACAUCCUGAAGGCCCUGGAGCCAUAUGACAACAACAUGAAGGUUCUCACAAAGAAGGAGCUAGGUGCCAGCGCUGGCCUUGGCUCCUUGGGAAUGACUCUCAAAGACCCUGCAAAGAUGGUUGACCUAAAGAAGGAUCUGUCGCUGGAUGCAUCGGCUGAGGCACCAGUUGUUUCCCUUGAUGGCCUGAGUGGAAAACUAAAUGCUGCACAGGGUUUGGGGGGUGAAAUAGGUGGUCCCACUCUCAAUGGAGACCUUCCAAGUCUCAAUCUAGAUGACCCUUUAGCUGAUGCUGGCACCAAGUUCACAGUGCCUUCCCUUGAACUGACUGGACCAGAUGUAAAAGGAGAUCUAGAUGGUUCCCUGAAAGCACCUGAUGUCAGUGUCUCAACUCCCAAGCUCAACACCCCCAGUUCCUCGCUUGACAUUGAGAAACCAGAAAUCAAGACAGGCAACCUGAAAUACAAGACACCAAAAUUCACAAUGCCGAACUUCAGUCUGCCUCAUCUCAAAACACCAAAAGCAGAUAUGGAUGUUUCUGGUGACGUAAAUCUCCCUUCUGUCAGUGGAAAUGUGGGGACACCAGACCUCGAUGUGUCAACCCCAAAAUUAGAUCUUAAAAGUCCAGAUUUGGAUUUCAAUGGACCAAAAGUAGAUCUGAAUGGUCCUGGCAUAAAUUUAGAACCUCCAAAUGCUAACAUUGAGGCACCCUCUGGUAAAUUCAAAUGGCCCCAUCAACAAUGGAAAUUUCCUAAAGUUAAAGGACCAGAUGCUGACUUAACUGCUGACCUCUCUGCACCUAAUGUCAGCCUCAAUACACCAAAGAUCGAUGGGGAUCUAAGUGCACCAGAUGUUGACAUCAAAAGCUCUAAUUUAGAUGUUCAAACCCCAGAUCUUGACAUUGAUGCCCCAUCUAGUAACACCAAAUGGCCUCGUUGGAAGUUAAAGAAACCCAAACUUCAUGGCCCAAAAGCUGAUCUGAAUGUAGAUGCGAACCUGAACGCACCCAGUGUCAAUGCCUCUCUUCCAAAUGUGGAGGGUGGAAUAAAUACCCCAGAUAUUGACAUAAAUGUGCCGAGGGCUGGCCUUAAAGACCCUGAUGUAGAUGUGCAAACCCAAAAUAUUGAUGCAGAGGCUCCAUCUGGUAAAAUCAACUGGCCUCAUCUGAAAUGGAAAAAGCCCAAACUUCAAGGGCCAAAAGCAGACUUGGAUGUAGAUGCAGACCUAAAGGGUGACGUGAAUGUGCCGAAUGCUGAGCUAAAUCUCCCAAAAGCUGACCUUCACUCCCCCAGUUUAGAUGUUCAGGCCCCAGAUCUUGACGUUGAUACCCAAUCAGGGCCAAUUAAUUGGCCUCAUCUGAAGUUGAAGAAACCUAAACAUCAUAGCCCCAAAGCUGAUAUGGACCUUAAUGCUGAUCUGAGCACACCAGAUGUUGAUCUCUCUCUUCCAAAAACGGAUAAUGAGAUUAGCACACCAGCUGUCGAUCUGAAUUUAGCCAAAGCUGAAGCUGAUAUUAAAGCACUGGAUCCUGCCAUUGAGGCCCCCUCUGGUAAAAUCAGAUUCCCAACACUCAAAAAGCCCAAGUUUCUGCUUUCUGGUCCCAAGGUGAAAGGCCCAGAUGUUGACCUUGAUGCUGAUACUAAAGCACCUGACCUCAGUCUCUCUGCUCCAUCAGUUGAUGGACCUGAUGUUGAUCUGAGUGUACCCAAAGCUGAUGUUGAUGUUAACACACCAAAUGUAGACAUCAAAGUUCCCUCUGCGAAGCCCAAAUGGCCUACUUUUAAAAAGCCGAAGUGGACAGUCUCAGGUCCUAAGGUUAAUGGUCCAGAUGCAGGUUUGGAUGCUGACAUUUCAGCCCCUGAGUUGAAUCUCUCAGCUCCAAAGAAUGAUGCUGAAAUAAAUGCACCAGAUGUAAAUCUAAACUUAGCAAAAGCUAACGUGGAAGGCCCUGGUUUAGAUAUUGAUUCUCCAGAUGUUGAAAGUCCUUCUGGAAUAUUUAAAUGGUUCAACUUCAAAAAACCCAAAUUUGGCACACUGAAGGGUCCAAAGGGUGACAUUGAUGCUGAUGUAAAGGUACCAGACAUCAACUUCAAGGCAACUGAUGUGGAUUUGAGUGCACCAGAUUUUUCAGCACCAAAAAUUGACGGUGGGAUUGACACUCCAGACCUCAACAUCAGCAUGCCUAAUGCUGAUGUCAAAAGUCCAGAUGUAGAUUUUAAUGGGCCAGAUAUUGACCCACCUGAGGGUAAACUGAAGUUUCCUAAACUAUCACAAAUUAAAGGACCAAAAGUCAAGGGUCCUGAGUUGGAUGCUGAUUUAAAAGCACUGGGCAUUGAUGCCAGUUUUGACUCACCUAAAGGCAAUGUGGAUGUACCUAAUGUAGACCUAAAAGUAUCAGAUCCCCCCUUCUCUGCACCAAAAAUUGGUCUUGACACACCAGAUCUUGACAUUAACUCACCAAAAGCUGAUGUGGACCUUCAAGCACCACAGGUGGAUGCCUCUGCUGGAAAAUUCAAGCUCCCCAAAUUACCGAAGUUUGACUUAUCAGGGCCGAGGGUAAAAAGACCUAGUCUUGAUGUUGAUGCGGACAGUGUGUCUGUUCCUGGUAUUAAAGCGCAAAUACCUGAUGUCCAAGCACCUGACUUGAAUCUUUCUGUCCCCACUAUUAACGGAGAUCUCAGUUCUCCAGAUCUGGUUGGUGACCUUAAGACAGAUAUUGACCUUUCAGCCCCCAAUCUCUCUACCCCAAACCUGAGAGCACCACAUCUCAGAAUGUCUUCACCAAAAAUUGAUGGAAACCUCUUAGCACCAAACACAAAAACCACAUUGCCAAAAGCUGAACUAGGAGCACCUGUCACACUGAAGUCUCCAAAUGCAGAUAUCAACCUGCCCAAAGCAGAGCUCAAACAACCUGAUGCACAGUUAAAAACACCAGAUCUAAAUCUUGAUUCCCACCUCGGGGACUUCAAUUUACCUCAUUAUAAUCUUCCAAAACUUGAUCUUUCAUGUUCUGAAGUAGAAGUUCCCAGUGUUAAUCCUUCAGUGGAGGCUGGAAUCAAGCCACCAAGGGUCAACAUGGGCACUCCUACAGAAGAUGCCAACAUCUCUGUUCCUGCAGUAGACUUGAGUGUGCCAAAUUUGGAGGGAGAUAUCAAAGGACCCAGAGCUCCAACUGUAGAUGCCAAUCUUGAAAAGCCCAAAUUGUCAAAUUUGAAGUUUCCAAAGUUGAGCUUACCAGGGUCUAAAAUAAAAGCAGCAGAUGUUGAUACCAGUGCAAAUCUUGAAGUCUCACCUGAUUUGGAGAUCAAAUCUCCCAGUGUUGAAGGAGAGAUCAGUUCAACUGAUUUAAGUGUCCCAAAAUCACCUGAGGUGAAGACCAGCCUCAAUACACCUGAUCUGGAUAUCACACCUGAAGCAGAUGCAGAAGUGAAAGGUUCUCCAAAAAGUAAGCUGAGAUGGCCCUUCAAAUGGGGAUUCAAGUCUGGUUCUGGUACUGAUGAAGAGAGAAGUGGUCUUGACUCUGAAAAUGAUGCAUCUAAUGCUGAGGUGGAGGUUCCUGUAUUCAAAAUCCACAGACUGCCCAGGAACAGCAUUGAUGGCAUUGGAGGAAUUGGUGAUACCUUAGGCUUAUCAAAACUUGACACAGAGGCAAAGGAUUAUGUCAUCAGCAAAGGGGUCCGCUUGCCAAUAGUAAAUGCAACAUCAAAACCAGGAGAGAAGAUUGACAUCAUGGAGAGAUUGAAAAUGGCAAAGGAAAAAGCACCAUCAGCUAAUGCCUCACCAACUGAAGCGAAAAGUGAUAUUGAUCUGAAGCUCGUUGCCCCCAGUCUUGAUGUCGGUGCCUCCUCAGAAACAGGAGAUUCCUCUUUGGCGAGAGGAGGUACUUUUAAAGUAGAAAAGCCAGAGUCAGUACUGGGCCUUGUAGCACCUGAAAUUUCGACAUCAGAUGAAAAUGACAAAUUGUCAUUGGGCCUCUCCAAAAUGCUUGGCCUUAAUGUCAAGGACUCAGGUGCUGACUGAUUCCUGCUAGGCUGACCUGAUUAAGCUUCAAGAAAAACUGUAAAUACAUGUAAAUUUACCUUUUUUGCCUUAGCUUGUGACCACAAAGACAAUGUUAACUGUUUGAAUACACUUGCCACAGUUUUCUGCAGAUAGUGCCAGCUACAGUAUCCUUCUUGUAGAUCUUAAUGGAUGUAGCCUGAAGAAGAAACUUGUUUUUAUAAACUAUGUGUAUAUUCCUGUUAUUUAUAUAAGCUGUUUUCUAAACAUUGUUGAUUUGGAAGUCUGUUACUUUUUAAAUAAAUGCCUCAGUAUUGCCUGUGAUCACACUGAGCUGUUAUAGUUUCUGAGAAGUGCAUCUUAAGCUCUUUACAUAAGAUAAUUGUGAGUGAAUGUAUUUGUUACAUUUUUUUGUUCAAUAAAUAACUUAGUGCAUUCAA
Epinephelus fuscoguttatus (brown-marbled grouper) is the source of this 4794-nucleotide messenger RNA. Its product is annotated as neuroblast differentiation-associated protein AHNAK. Bases 173 to 4375 code for a protein of 1400 amino acids. Gene Ontology annotation, biological process: regulation of RNA splicing. Lineage: Eukaryota; Metazoa; Chordata; Actinopteri; Perciformes; Serranidae. Gene Ontology annotation, cellular component: nucleus; cytoplasm. The transcript is spliced from 5 exons. Gene Ontology annotation, molecular function: protein binding. The record is from RefSeq and is a predicted model, not a curated record.